Molecule: messenger RNA, 668 nt
Organism: Brassica oleracea var. oleracea
Lineage: Eukaryota; Viridiplantae; Streptophyta; Magnoliopsida; Brassicales; Brassicaceae
Product: iron-sulfur assembly protein IscA, chloroplastic-like
Exons: 4
Coding region: 105-641 (178 amino acids)
Biological process (GO): iron-sulfur cluster assembly
Cellular component (GO): chloroplast stroma
Molecular function (GO): iron-sulfur cluster binding; protein-macromolecule adaptor activity
Source: RefSeq, a predicted model, not a curated record
UUUAAAAUAAAAAACAUGUGGACUUAAAAUAACUAUCUGUUAAUAUUUUUAUUGGUCGUCUUUUUCUGAUACACGUCUCCUCAGGUCGGCGAUUUCAAUCUGGAAUGGCGGUGUUCGCUGGGAUCACGACUUCGAAUCCUACGUUUCUUCAGCUAAGGAUCUCCACCACGAGCUUACGUUAUGCGGCUCCGUGUAACUCGGUUUCAUUUCCUCGUUCUUCGUCGUUCGUGAAUCUCAAUAGGAGAACCCGUCUCUAUGUUCGAUCCAGUUCAGCUCCAGUGGCACCUGCAAUGGAGGGACUGAAGCCAGCGAUAUCUCUGACGGAUAGUGCUCUCAAGCAUCUGAAUAAGAUGAGAUCAGAACGCGGGGAAGAUCUGUGUUUGAGGAUUGGUGUUAAACAAGGAGGUUGCUCGGGGAUGUCUUACACCAUGGACUUUGAGAACAGAGCCAACACUAGACCAGAUGAUUCCACCAUUGAGUACCAAGGUUUCGCUAUAGUUUGUGAUCCGAAGAGCAUGCUAUUCCUUUUCGGAAUGCAGCUUGAUUGCAGUGAUGCUUUAAUCGGUGGAGGCUUCUCUUUCUCGAACCCUGACGCUACACAAACAUGCGGAUGUGGAAAGUCUUUUGCUGCAGAGAUGUGAAACCGUUAUAGUGCAGUCGAACAUAUA